This is a messenger RNA of Mangifera indica (mango), 1690 nucleotides long. Its product is annotated as BTB/POZ and MATH domain-containing protein 3. The transcript is spliced from 4 exons. Lineage: Eukaryota; Viridiplantae; Streptophyta; Magnoliopsida; Sapindales; Anacardiaceae. Gene Ontology annotation, molecular function: protein binding. Gene Ontology annotation, biological process: protein ubiquitination. The record is from RefSeq and is a predicted model, not a curated record. The coding region runs from base 278 to 1495 and encodes 405 amino acids.
GAACAGCUCACUUCCCACAAAAUCUAAUGCUCUUCAUGACCUCUCUCCAUUGGAGAUUCUGUCAACACUGUUAAAAUCGCAGCUCCAUCACCACUGUAUCUUCGAUUCUCAUUUUACGAGCGAAAUUACCCUAACGCUAAGGUGCGGUUCCUAAAUUCUAUCAGAAUUAGGUUUUUUUGUUCUUUUUUACAAGUUGUUGCAGAAUCAAGAAUUUAUGGUGCUGAUUUCUUGAAUUUCAAAUUUACCAAUUACGGAGACGGUGAAAUUUGAUGAAAUCAUGGAUAAUUUGGAGAAAGAAUCGACGUCAAAGUCAAUCAACGAGACGGUGAACGGCUCCCACCAGUUUACGAUUAAAGGUUACUCGUUGGCGAAGGGAAUGGGCGCCGGAAAGUGUAUAUCGAGCGACGUGUUUACGGUGGGCGGUUACGAUUGGGCGAUUUAUUUUUACCCUGAUGGUAAAAAUCCUGAAGAUAAUGCGGCGUAUGUGUCGGUUUUCAUUGCGUUGGCGAGUGAAGGUACAGACGUGAGGGCGUUGUUUGAGUUGACUUUGAUUGACCAAAGUGGGAAAGGGAAGCAUAAAGUUCAUAGUCACUUUGAUCGGGCGUUGGAAGGCGGACCUUAUACAUUGAAGUAUCGGGGCAGCAUGUGGGGUUACAAGCGUUUCUUUAGAAGAACAGUUUUAGAGACUUCUGAUUAUAUAAAGGAUGAUUGCCUUAUCAUGAACUGCGCGGUUGGAGUUGUUAGAAAUCGCCUUGAGGGACCAAAACAGUAUUCCAUACCUGUACCACCAUCAGACAUGGGUCAGGGGCUUAAGGAUUUGCUAGAAUCUGAAAUUGGUUGCAACAUAACUUUUCAGGUUGGGGAUGAAACAUUUAAAGCUCAUAAGUUGAUACUUGCUGCUCGCUCUCCUGUUUUUAGAGCUCAAUUUUAUGGUCUUGUGGGGGAUCGCAACUUGGAUAAAAUCACUGUGAAGGAUUUUGACCCCUCAAUUUUCAAGGCAAUGCUUCUGUUCAUUUACACCGACAAACUUCCUGGCGUAUAUGAAAUUACUGGCUCAACAUCUAUGUGCACAUCGACCAACAUGGUACAGCAUCUGUUAGCUGCAGCAGACCUUUAUAAUCUAGAUCGAUUGAAAUUGUUAUGUGAAUCAAAAUUGUGCGAGGAACUCAAUGCUGACACAGUGGCAACAACGCUUGCUCUAGCUGAGCAACACCAUUGUCCGCAACUUAAGGCUAUCUGCCUGAAAUACGCUGCAACUCCAGCAAACUUGGGAGCUUUAAUGCAGUCAGAAGGUUUUAAGCAUUUGGAGGAGAGCUGCCCAUCAUUGUUGUCUGAGCUCUUAAAGACAUUGGCUUCGGGCGAUGAGAACUCAAGCAUGGCUUCAGGUAGAAAACGCAGCAGCAGCAGCAGUAUGUACGGGCUAGAUCCACCAGCAGAUGGUGCAGCUGCAGAAGCAGCAAAUCCUAAUGGCAGGAGAAUUCGAAGGCGGUUUUAGGACUCAAAGUGGCUUUUAAAUCCUAGAAACCUAGGGGUAAGUGGAUGGAGAUGAUAAUAAAAAUGAAGUUAUUUUCUUGCAUGUUAAUUUUAGAAACUAGUCUGCCUUUACAUAAAGCAGUAAUGUUUUCCUGAGAGGGAUAUUUCAACUCAGUGCCUUUCAUCGAAUUAUCAAUGAACAAUUUCUCCUCUCUGA